This is a messenger RNA of Lepisosteus oculatus (spotted gar), 3879 nucleotides long. RefSeq names its product betacellulin, epidermal growth factor family member (gene btc). Gene Ontology annotation, biological process: epidermal growth factor receptor signaling pathway; positive regulation of cell population proliferation; positive regulation of mitotic nuclear division. The record is from RefSeq and is a predicted model, not a curated record. Gene Ontology annotation, molecular function: growth factor activity; epidermal growth factor receptor binding. Lineage: Eukaryota; Metazoa; Chordata; Actinopteri; Semionotiformes; Lepisosteidae.
UAGGUUAUUUAGGUAAUUGCAUGUUACAUGCAGGCAUUAAAAACGUACUCAAUUCAGUAGAGCUCGGAUUUUGAUCAAGAAAUUCGGUUAAAUUAGAGAAUAAUUCAACGUUCGAUAGUAAAAACUAACAUCGUUUCGGUUUGGGGGAUUUUUUUUCGUCAGGUGUGUAAAGUAAGAGAGCAACAUAGCUAGAAUAAAAGGGGCGGGGAAAGCAGUAGAAAUUUCACAAGAAUGGCUGGAGAUGAAAGGGAACCAUGAGAGAAAUUCCCAAGGGUAGCAUGAAAGUCAACGAUCAGUGUUAUACAUCAGCCUAAUAGAUAAUCCGCCAAGCAUUUUUCAUGCUGGUGGUACGACUGUAUCACGUAGAGCUUGUGGAACUUCUUCGCCAUGCGCAUAGCUUAGUUACGGCUUUUUUAGACGGAAACGUUCCUCCAAGCCUUCAAACUAUCAAACGGGACUGAGAGCAGAGUCUCCUGUUUACAGUAUGUUAAAAGGAUACAGACUGUUUGUGAAAUUGGAAACUUUCGGAAGCUUUGAUCUUUGAGGUUACCGAGUCAUUGUUGAUGUCCACGUAACCUAACAAAUAACAACCAAGCUGCGAUCGUACAAAAGCAUAUAUUGACAGACUUUUGGAUUUUUUAUUUAUGUGGAGUUAAGCGCAAUGGGAAUGUUGAUGAAUUGUAAACCUUUGUUUAUCACACUUGCAGGUUUGGCCUUAUGCAAAUAUGCACAUGCUGAUUCGAAUGUGACCAAGGAGCCUGAGAGUGAAGUGGUAUCCUGUGGUCACCAUGGGAACAAGACCUGCACAGCUGUCACCAAGGUUGAAAAAUGGAGUGGGCACUUCUCUAACUGUCCAGAGGAGUACAUUGAUUACUGUAUUAAGGGAAAAUGCCGUUUUGUGGUGGACGUGCAGCAGCCUGCCUGCAUAUGUGAAAGGGGGUAUAUUGGACACAGAUGUGAAUUAUUAGAUUUUUUCUACCAAAAAACGGAGCAAAAGCAAAUCAUAAUUGCCAGUGUGAUAGCAGCACUGGUCUUCCUGAUACUUCUGAUCAUUUUUAUUUGCUGCUGUGCUCACAGGAGGAAGUUAUGCUUUAAACGGAGAAAGAGGAAAGAAGAAAAAACAGAAGAAAUAGAAAAACUGAACACAAUUCUGUCUGAAAAGCCAGAAAGCCACAGUGUAUCUGUAAAUGUGGAUGCUUCAGAAACCAACACUGUAUGACAAGUGAAAAAAUGCUGACAUAAAGACGCCUGCUGGCCAGGGUGUCUGCUUUGGAAUGUGAUCGAACAAGACGUCUAGUUUUGCUAUUCUUCUGCAGAGACCCGUCUAUAUUUUAUGUGAUCCCAUUUUUGCUUUAAGGCAAAAGGAUUAACUUUCCUCCAUUGGAUGACCACUGUGAAACCUCUUAAGAGUUUGCAUCCAUCAGAAACAGUCACAAGGCACUGCUGUGAUCUACAAUUGAUCUUCAUUAUCUCUGGCUUAAAAUGCACUUUAGCCUGUACUGAAAAAAAUGAACAAAUAUCUGGGAAUCUGUAAAUUCACUCACUUAUCUCUUAAGACAUUUGGAGUCUUUUCUGUGCAUUUUAAAUCAAUUAUUUAUUUUUAAGUGCGAGGACAUGUUUGCUCACUUUUAAUUUAUGGCUGAGCUGCCUACAAUUUUGAGAGCAUUUCAUUUUCAGAAGUGUGUUGAUCUACAGUAGCUCAUUGAAUUUGUAGUGCUGGGUUUGCUGUUGUACUUUCAAUGUACAGAACACAAUGACUGAGAGCUCUUGUAGUAAGAUACUGGUAAUAUAAGGGAAGUAGGGUUACUCAGCGAGGUGAUAUUGUAAUAGUCCGGAUAAUGAGUACGAGGAUGAAGAUUUAUGGUUUACCGAUAUUUGAAGAUAUUUGCUAUGUUUUCUUUUGCAAACAUUAAGGUGUAUUUAUUACCUUGCUGUUUCUCAAGUAUGUAUAGUGUGCUUUAUAUUUUUAUGAGUAGUAAAGCUGACUGCGGAAGUGUGUCACUAGUCACUGUUCAAUUAUGUAGACCACAUUCCUUAUAUCAUGAAAACUGCAGUUUUCAUAUCAAACAUAUAAGAAUAUGAAGCUUAAAUGCAUAAGGACCAUUGCAUGUGUUCUAUUAAGAAGUUUUCAGUGUCUAACAGAUAAUUACAACACUGAGGAUAGGACAUGUUUAAUACAUAAUAGAUUAGUUAAAUCGUUUAUAUUUUUUAACUUUUUGCCAAAUACAGUAGAUACAGUAUUUGUAAUACUAAAACAUAAAUAAAUAUAUAGUCAAAGUAGUGUGUUAAGUCGUGCAUGUAUCUUUGUUACAAAGUUCUUCAGUAACUGACUAGCAGUAAGGAUGAACUUUAAUCUUUUUUUUCAUAAAUAGAACAUGACUAGAGUUUAAAGCUUUUAACUAAGUGCGUAACUUAUAACAAUGAUAAAUGUUAAAUGAUAAAUAAAGACCUGAAUGAAUGGCAUGCAAUGUGAAAGAAUGUGUAAACAUUUCUUUUUUAUUUUAGGCUUCUUUUCUCUGUCUUGGGCCCAUAAAUGUGGCAGAGCAGUUUCAGAAAACCUUUAUUAUAAAGAAAAUAUCUGAAGGUGACUAUUUUAAAUAAAAUGAAUAUAUUCUUUUAUCUUUUAGAAGAUUCAUAUAAUGUGUAAUGCAAGUCCCAGGCUAUGGUCUGGACCCAUGGUCUCUUUAUAAACUUGUAGUCUUGUAAUCUAUUUGAAGCAAAAUGUUAUCUUCAAAGACAGUGUACUUUUGGUUGCUCACGAUCUCCUUCAAGCCUAUACAACAGUGUUCUGCAGUUGGCGUUCACAGUAUGUGUUCCAUGCUCAUGUAUUUUGUGUAGAAUGUUUUUUUGUUGUUGAUGUGUAUGUCUAACUUAAUCACUUUAAUAAUGUAAAAACACAAACUGGGAAAUUUUUAAAACAUUUUACAUUAUGGGCGCUACAGUAUAUGUCGUUACCAUAUAUGAUUUCUUAGGUGCCCCUUUCCACAAUUGUAUCCAAUUUCCCUUAAUUUAAAAUCCAUAUUUAACUCUUAAUUUCUUGUUUUGUAUUCACGAUGUAUAUCAAGAUUGACAUAAGCUGUCUUAUCCCCAUUUAAAAGCUAGUGUGGUAAUGAUUAUUUUUAUACUGUACAUUUUGAUGUGUUGUUACUUUUCUUGGGGGUUUCCGUUUGUCUUUAGGUUAAAUUAUUCUUUAAAAAACAUGACAGUAACAUUUAUGCUUUGAAGUAAUGCUUAUUACAGUUGCAAAAAGUCUGGCAUACCACUCAUUCAUGCCUAAAAGUAACAUGAUUUGUGCCAAUAACAGCUGCAGGGAAAAAAGGUACAGAGUCCAGGAGAAAAACUUUAUUAUUAUUAUUAUUUAGAGUAUUUAUUAUUUAUUUAGAGUAACUCAUUGCAUUAAGCGGUUUAAGAAUUUAUUUUUUCUUUGGUUAAAAUGUUUUGAUAAUUUACAGAUUUUUUUUUUUUAGUUUCAACCUAGUGGAUUUAAGGGACGAUGACCUGGUACUGAACAUUCAUUCUUACCUCCAACAGCUGCAAUUCAUUAUUGUGGAAUAACAAUCUCAUGAUAUUUACUGAAUAUGUGCAUGGGGAAUCAUCCUCAGUUCAGAAUUAGGAUCCCCCCUAGUCCUAUGCUUUUUAUACCUUGGCAGAAGUCUAAUUUGUAAUCUUAACACUAUUUUAAUCAACUGAUCAAGAAAGAGGUAUAGAAUAUGGAUAUUAAAGUAUGCUUGAGGAAGUAUGCAUACAGUAUGUGUUGAGUAUUGCUCUUUUUCAAGAACAAGAAAGUCAUUCAACCUUGGUACGCAUUACAUCUGUGGUUUAUAUUAAUGUUAUUUUGAAUCACAAGUACAUUGAUACAAUAAUAAAGUAUAAAAUACA